Sphaeramia orbicularis (orbiculate cardinalfish) is the source of this 5375-nucleotide messenger RNA. RefSeq names its product solute carrier family 8 member 3 (gene slc8a3). Gene Ontology annotation, cellular component: postsynapse; sarcolemma; axon. The transcript is spliced from 8 exons. The record is from RefSeq and is a predicted model, not a curated record. Bases 954 to 3731 code for a protein of 925 amino acids. NCBI's taxonomy places the organism in Eukaryota, Metazoa, Chordata, Actinopteri, Kurtiformes, Apogonidae. Gene Ontology annotation, biological process: cell communication; sodium ion transmembrane transport; calcium ion import across plasma membrane. Gene Ontology annotation, molecular function: calcium:sodium antiporter activity.
GGCGCAACCAUUUCACACCUCUACCGCGUGAGAAUAGGCCUAAUAUAAAUAAUAAUAAUCCGAGGAGGACAGAUUGUGGGUAAAACUCAGCCAGUUAUCAUCACAAACUGCAGAUUGGGACUCGCAGGCGGUGGAGGGGAGACGGAUCGUGGUCAUUUAGACGGUGCGCAAACUCCAGCAGCAGCGGCAGCAGCCCUUUGGCAACUUACAAAACCGGUGCGCACAGCUGAGCGCGUUUCUAAUGUAAAACACAGUGUCCGGUAUUAAUCGCGGAGUGUCAUAUCUGUGCUCAGCCGGUACAUAGAGGAGUUUUACAGCAGUGCAUAUCUACAGGAACGACAUCAUAGAUCUCCUGCGCUAUCGCCGCGGACAGAAGAGGAGGAGGAGAGCGCUGAUUCACGGCUUACAGGAGGAGGGAGAGCCGUGCGGACAGGCUCACAAGAUCCAUCUCUUACCAAAGGGUGCAACCUUAAAAUACUGACCCCCCCCCCUCCUCCCCUCUCCUCCUCCACCUCCUCCUCCUUCCUCGUCAUUGACAGCUUUGCGACCCGGUCAAUCCGUCAGACAGGGAGGAUCUGGGGAGGAGGGCGCCAAGGCAGGAGAGGACGAAAGGCGAUCACCUCUGGCUGGUUUGAUCCAAUCGCCAAUACGAGCAGGCUGGAGACCUGCCUCUCCAUACAUGAGGACGACACAGCGGCUUCACCACUGGAUAUUAGUCCGAGGAGCACGUUUGGUUCUAGACAUCCAAACAGCGAGAUUAUAGCCAAACUACUGGCAGGUUGAACUGAGCGUCAGAACAAUAAUAAAGGGGGCGGACAGGAGCUAUUUCGCAGUGUCUACAUAAACUCCCCGGAAUACAAAUCCAGGUGGUGGGUGGAGAAAAAUCACAGCCCAGUGCUGGAUCCCAGAGGGAUUGUCAGUGUGGUAAGGACCCUUGAGACGAAGGAGGGUGCAUGGAGGGUUCAAGGCCUGUGAAGCCAGGGUCAUCAGCCUGCCUCUGGUUGGGGCUGGUCUCUGUCGCUGUUGCCUUCCUUUGCACAGAAGCCCGGACCACUCCAAGCCCCUUGCUCAGCCCAAACAAUGCGACCUGUACGGGGAACUCAAAAUGUAGUCCAGGGAUCAUCCUGCCCAUCUGGUAUCCUGAGGAUCCCUCCAUGGGAGACAAAAUCGCAAGGGUCAUUGUGUAUUUUGUGGCCCUGAUCUACAUGUUUCUCGGAGUAUCCAUCAUUGCUGACCGCUUCAUGGCGGCCAUUGAGGUCAUCACAUCCCAAGAGAGGGAGAUUGUCAUCAAAAGGCCCAAUGGAGAAACAACUACCACCACAAUCCGAGUGUGGAAUGAAACGGUCUCCAACCUCACCCUCAUGGCCUUAGGCUCAUCUACCCCUGAGAUCCUGCUCUCUGUUAUUGAGGUAUGUGGACAUGGAUUCAAAUCUGGUGAGCUUGGGCCCUCAACAAUCGUUGGCAGUGCUGCCUUUAAUAUGUUUGUCAUCAUUGGCCUGUGUGUGUCGGUCAUUCCCCAAGGGGAGGUACGCAAGGUGAAACACCUCAGAGUGUUCUUCAUCACUGCAGGCUGGAGCAUCUUCGCUUACAUCUGGCUCUACAUGAUCCUGGCUGUGUUCUCCCCAAAUGUAGUCCAGGUCUGGGAAGGUCUACUCACACUGGCCUUCUUCCCCAUAUGUGUAGUCCUUGCCUGGGUGGCAGACAGACGACUGCUCUUCUACAAGUUCAUGCACAAGAAAUAUCGCACUGACAAACACAGAGGUGUCAUCAUCGAGACAGAAGCUGACCGCUCCAAAGGGAUUGAGAUGGAUGGCAAGAUGGUCAACUCUCACUUCAUGGAUGGAAGUGUGGCAAGUAAUCUUAUUGGUCUGAUUGAGAGCAAAGAGGUAGAUGAAUCCAGGCGUGACAUGAUCCGCAUCCUAAAAGACCUGAAGCAGAAGCAUCCAGAGAAAGAGUUGGAUCAAUUGGUUGAGAUGGCCAACUACUACGCUCUCUCACACCAGCAGAAAAGCCGGGCCUUCUAUCGCAUCCAAGCUACACGAAUGAUGACAGGAGCCGGAAAUAUCCUGAAGAAACAUGUGGCAGAGCAAGCCAAGAAAAGCGCCAGUGUGCAGGAGGUGCACGUGGAGGAGCCAGAAGAGUAUGUGUCUAGAAUUGCUUUUGAGCCUGCUGUCUACCAGUGCCUCGAGAACUGUGGUGCUGCUAUUCUGACCAUAACCAGAAAGGGUGGUGACAUCAACAAAACCAUCUACGUGGAUUAUAAGACAGAGGAUGGCUCGGCUAAUGCUGGGGCAGACUAUGAGUUCACAGAGGGCACAGUUGUGUUCAAACCAGGGGAGAUGAUCAAGGAAAUAAGCAUUGGCAUCAUAGAUGAUGACAUCUUUGAAGAGGAUGAGCAUUUCUUUGUUCGCUUAGGUAAUCUGCGUGUCUUGGAGACAGAGGAUGAGGUGCUGUCCCCCAACAGUCUCCCAUACCCAAAGGCCAUGCUGGGAUUCCCCACCGUGGCCACUGUCACCAUUCUGGAUGAUGAUCAUUCAGGCAUUUUCACCUUUGAGAGCGGCUCAGUGCACAUCAGUGAGAGCAUAGGCAUUAUGGAAGUGAAAGUUCUAAGGACUUCAGGAGCAAGGGGGACAGUCAUUGUGCCUUAUCGCACCAUGGAAGGACUGGCCAAAGGAGGAGGGGAAGACUUUGAAGAUACUUACGGAGAGCUUGAGUUCAAAAACGACGAGACCUGCAAAUUUGUUCACGUGAAAAUUAUUGACGAUGAGGAGUAUGAGAAAAACAAGAACUUCUUCCUGGAGCUGGCCGAGCCACGCAUGGUAGACAUGAGUCUGCAGAAAGCCCUGUUGUUAGCAAACGAUGUGCCAGACAGGAAGCUGACUUCAGAUGAGGAAGAAGCCAAGCGGAUCGCAGAGAUGGGGAAACCAGUACUGGGGGAGCACUCCAAACUGGAAGUCAUCAUUGAAGAAUCAUACGAGUUUAAGAGCACAGUGGACAAGCUGAUCAAGAAGACCAACCUAGCACUGGUGGUGGGAACUAACUCCUGGAGAGACCAGUUCAUGGAGGCCAUUACAGUCAGUGCAGAUGAGGACGAAGAGGACACGGGGGAAGAACGGCUGCCGUCCUGCUUCGACUAUGUCAUGCACUUCCUGACCGUCUUCUGGAAGGUCCUGUUUGCCUGUGUUCCACCCACGGACUACCUGAACGGCUGGGCCUGUUUCACCGUCUCCAUCGUCAUCAUCGGUCUCCUCACGGCCGUCAUCGGCGACCUGGCGUCUCACUUCGGCUGCACCAUCGGCCUCAAGGACUCAGUCACCGCUGUGGUUUUUGUGGCACUUGGCACAUCAGUCCCAGACACUUUUGCCAGUAAAGUAGCAGCCGUCCAGGACACCUACGCAGACGCCUCUAUCGGGAAUGUGACCGGCAGUAACGCUGUCAACGUCUUCCUGGGAAUCGGCAUGGCCUGGUCAGUGGCGGCCAUCUACUGGCACAUGAAGGGAGAGCCGUUUGUGGUGGAUGCCGGCUCGCUGGCCUUCUCUGUCACUCUCUUCACCAUCUUCGCCUUCCUGGCCGUCUCAGUGCUGCUUUACCGGCGCCGGGCCCACAUCGGAGGAGAACUGGGUGGGCCCUGGGGACACAGACUGGCCACAACAGCCUUCUUUUUUAGCCUCUGGUUCCUUUACAUCCUCUUCUCCAGUCUGGAAGCCUACUGUCAUAUACAGGGCUUCUAAAUGGAAUGGAACUGACUUCAGUUUGAGAGUUUAAAGUACAACUUCAGAGGUAAAAGAGUGAAUCCUCACUGUGGAAUUUAGGUCAGUCUUGUACGGUAUGAACGGACAGGAGAGGUAAACCCGGGGUUUUCCACACACCUCCCUCCCUCUCCCUCUCUCUCUCCCUCAAUCCCUUCUGUAAGGAUGCUUGGAGGUGUGAAUUCUGCCCUCUAGUGCUCAGAGGCCAGGCUUUAGGAGAGCCGCCCUGAGCCCUCACAAGUGUUCUUACAGCUGGGAUUGGGUUACCACCAGGUCCAGAAGAUGCGGAGGGGUGGUCCUGCAUUCCACUGGAGGAGACUGCGGUCUUAUAUCCGGAGAGAGAUGAGUUAAUCAGAGGUCUAUAUUUUUCUCAACAUCUGAUGAGAAUGACUUUUUUUAAAAAGUAUUUUGGGGAUAAAAAUGCAAAAAAUAAACAAAACAAAAAAAAAAUCACAAAAAGAGGAAUCAAAGAACUAUUUUCUGAUUUACGUGAUGGAAUAACAAAAGAUUAUAUCGUAAAUGGAAAUAUGUUGUUGAGUGACAGUGGGAUGGGUUCAUAGUAUUUAUUUUUAUUUGCGUAGUUUCCUAAGGAGCACUGCAGAAGUCACACGAGUGAAGAAGAAGACGAGCGACAGUGACAGCUUAGGUACUUGCAGACGAAUCACCGUUAAAACAGGCGAGGAGGAAGAGGCGGACACAGUGAACAUUGUCAAACUGCCCUGAACAUUACUUCAGUACUCUAUACCUAUCUAUAUAUAAUAUAUUUCCAUAUUUUCUGUAUAUUUUGAAUAUUUGUUUAAAUGUGGUCACCUUCUGCUCUAACAACAGAGGAUUGCUGUGGCUAAGGGGUGGGGAGGGGGGUUCAAACUAUAUACUGGAACGAUGUCUUCACAUUUCUAAGAGUUAUGUAUCUUGCCUAUAGGUAAAAGUAUGACAUUGUAUUUUAUUUACUGAUAUCUUGGUCUCACUCGAGUUUUCACCUUUUCAAUCAGAAAUCAAAAAAGAAAAAAAAAAAAACGUGUUGCUGCAGAGAUAAAUUCAGAAGUAUUUUUGUACUGUUCCUUCCAUGCACUUUGCUGUAUAGUUCUAUUUAUGGAGACUUCUACUUGUACAUGUGCAAAAGGCCAAUAUUAAAAGUGUCACUAUAUGUAUGGACGGAACAGAGUGCCUGUGGAGGGAAAAGCGUUUGCUGCAGAUGCCCACACUGAAUAGCUUCAUGCACUGCUCAGUUUCUUAUUAAAAUUGUCAAUUUACUGUUUUUUCUUUUUUUUUUUAAAGCUGCAUUAAUUGAUGUUUGGCCACAUGGGGGCAGCAGAACAAGCUGAAAAUGGAACAUCUGCUGUCUUAUGACUCAGUUUAUUUUCAUGUCAAGUGGUUUUCUUAAUCUUAUUACUAAUUUUAGUGUGAUAAUAAUCAACUUUGAUGCAAAUUCGCACAACGGUGUACCCACACCUACACUAUCACUCAGAAACCCUCAUCGGUUAUGUUUUAAGACAUAAUAAAAAUAGUCUGCAUUGAAUAAAAAAUUAAUUUUAUUACAUUUUUUUCCACAAAAAUGUGAGACUAGGGUAACCAGGUCCUCAAUAUGUUUGUGUGGGUCAGUGAGGGUGUGAUGUCUUUCUAAAU